Symbiodinium natans is the source of this 1299-nucleotide messenger RNA. The record is from the annotation of a GenBank genome assembly. NCBI's taxonomy places the organism in Eukaryota, Dinophyceae, Suessiales, Symbiodiniaceae.
AUGGUUAGGCUGUGGGCCUGUUUGCCGUUUUUUGCUGUGGCGGAGGGGUCGGUCUCUUUCCUGACUCUUGGAGAUUGGGGUGGAUAUGCUCUCGGGAGCUUUCACCAGACCACGGUUACUGCAGUGGCGAAGCAAAUGGCAAAGACCGCCACAGAAACCGGCGCUUCCUUUGUGGUAAACACAGGCGACAACUUCUACUACUGCGGCAUAACUGGGACGGCUGAUCAUCAAGUUGCGGAGGAUUUCACCAAUGUCUACAGCGACAGGUCUUUGCAGGUUCCUUGGUACUCGGUGCUUGGUAACCACGAGUAUGGUUACAACGUGGAGGCGCAAUGUCAGCUGUCCAGUGUACUCAGCAAUUGGGUCAUGGAUAGCCGGUACUUCUCCAAGCGCGUUCCCUUGGGGAGUGACCGCUUUAUAUCCUUCAUCUUCCUGGACACGUCCCCCUGCGUCGCAGCUUAUCGAGCGGACGACCAGUCUCACUGGGAUCCGUGUGGCAGUGACUUCCCCACCUGUGAGCCCAUCGUGCAGGGGCCGUGCAAGUUCCACGAGAACAUCCUGUCUCAGAAUUGCACCACUCAGUUUGAGUGGUUCAAGGCGGAGUUGGCAAAGGUGCCAAAGAAUGAUUGGCUUAUUGUGGUCGGCCACCACCCGGCAGAUGAGAUGGAUGUUGAGGAUUUUGUGGCGCCGAUGACACAGCAUGGCUUCGACCUCUACCUAAACGGCCACACACACCUCCUGAACCAAUACACCAUCAACGGGGGCGGUGCUUACAUCACUAGCGGGGCUGGGGCCAUGGUGCAGACGAAGGAUCAGGACGACGAGGAGUCGCGCCUGGUUACUGGAAAAAGCUCGAAGCAGGUGCAGACUGUGUGGGAGGAAAAGGUCGCAGGGUUUACUUUGCACACGUUCUCGGCCGACUUCAAGGACCUGAAGACGGACUUCAUGUCCUACACUGGAGAAGUCUUGCAUUCCUUCAGCGUGACGCGCGGAUCUGGGCCCGCACCCUCGCCACCGUCCCCGCCUUCACCACCCUCACAAGGCUCCUGCUCGAAGUAUGGUUGCAGCAGGUAUGACCCCAGUCAUACGUGCCAGUGCAACUCCUACUGCAAGGAGCACUCGGACUGCUGCUCUGACUACUCGACGACCUGUGCGAAACCAUCCAAGGGCUGCAAGGAGUAUGGUUGCGGUAGGUUCAAGCCAGGGCAGAGCUGCCAGUGCAACUCUUUCUGCAAGGAGCACCAAGACUGCUGUUCCGAUUAUGACGCCGCAUGCGGGGGCAUUGAGACCGUCAUCUGA